Molecule: messenger RNA, 15819 nt
Organism: Amphiprion ocellaris (clown anemonefish)
Lineage: Eukaryota; Metazoa; Chordata; Actinopteri; Pomacentridae
Product: transducin-like enhancer protein 4
Exons: 19
Coding region: 9441-11573 (710 amino acids)
Biological process (GO): negative regulation of canonical Wnt signaling pathway; regulation of DNA-templated transcription
Cellular component (GO): transcription regulator complex; nucleus
Molecular function (GO): protein binding; transcription corepressor activity
Source: RefSeq, a predicted model, not a curated record
UUUGCAGCCAACAAACUGACCGGAUUUUUUCCAUCCCCUCCAAAAUAAAAGUUUACACAACAUUGUCAUCCCCGGCUCUCCACCGCAAUUUUGUGAUUUCCAUUUCCCCGCCCUCUUGAUUGAUUUGCAUUCCAAUCACUUCUCAUUGGGUGAGGCAGAACCCUGACUGAGUGGGACUAAUUUGCCAUGCUAAUGAGAUGGCUCCGACAAACAGAGCCAGCUGGAGACCAGAGUAAAUGAUCCUGUCAUCAGUCAAGAACACAAACAUGGCUAACAGCUAAUUAGCUCGCGGCAGUUUGUAGAGGUGACAUUCUAUCUGAUCUGUGUCGCGCCGGUGAAGAAGAAGAAGAUGAAGAAGGAAAAAAGAGGGGGGACAAUGAAAAAGGGACAAAAAGGAGAGGCGGGCUUGGUCGUGAAUUUGGCUUUUUGUUUUCCCAAACACACCCUUGCGGCGUACAAUGUGUAACACACGCAAUCACACGCUCGCCGCCAUCUAUAACUUCCCCGUUUCCUUCGCGUUGCACGGUGCAAUGAGGAUAAGAAUGAGUAUGUGCCAUCAGAAUGAGGGGAGAAAAUAUGCUAAGCAGACAAUCAGAGGUGUACCCCCUGGUGCUAAACAGCCAAUCAUGGCUGUCCCAGUGUGUGUCACCAGCCAGCAGGAGGCAGAAUUAGUCCUGGUUAGCAGCCAGAGCCCUGCCGAGUGGCUGAUUAGUCUUUUAGACUGAAGAGGAGACAGAAUGUUAAAAGUCCAACUGCCUAUCUGAGACUCUUCUUGCACAGCAGACAAAGGCAAGGACUUCUAACAGGGAAAAGAAAAGUUAACAACUGCCCUGUUGCCCUAUUAAUGAGAUACAUUAAACUGAGUAAUUUACCAGUGUUGCACAUGCAGUUUUUAUCAUGCAUUUAGGGAUUUGAUUAGUUACAGUGGAGCAAACAUGGAUGGACUCAGGUGAUCUGAUGGCUGUUAGUACAGAUGAGAUUCACUGAGAUCAGAUUUUCACUGCAUUUAUUCAUAUUGUGGAUCCAUUGAUAAGCAAUAUAAUAAGUUUUCAUUAAUGCUAUAUAGUUGUAUUUGUUAUUGAAUUAGUCAACAAUUGCAACUUCUUCUGUGAUCAUCCGUAAUCUGUAUACGUAUGAAAACAAGUGAACGGCUAUAUAGUAAAACACAGUUGUAAUUUUUCUUCCUAUGAGAAGUUACAGUUCUUGGCAGAUGCUAAACACUCAAAAUGUUCCUAUUUUGGCUUAUAGCUGCAUUAUAUUGUGGUGUAAGUAUCCAUUCAGUAUUUAUAUGCUGUAUAUAAAUGCUAAAUAGAGGGGUAUUUACCCAUGAUACCUCUUUCUACAGUGUCUGCCAAGCAUGUUUUGAGACACAGUAGCUCUGAUUUGCUCUUUGCGUUGUUUGGACCCUCAGGAUUUCAGUUCUCAGACGUUCUCGAUGUCACCACUUCCCUGGUAAUUAAUUGUUCUUCAUCUGGGUCUGUCUCUUUCUCUUUUUUCCCCCUUUGCUUUCAGCGUCUCGGUCUGUUUGUCAUCUGGUCGCUCCAUGCUAUUUCGGUUUUUAUCAGCACAAACACUUGCAUCCAUCCAUUUGUAAUCUAAUAAAGAAAUGGCAGCAAUCUGUAUGUUCCUUUCGGGGGGACUGGAUGACUUUGAGCACCAGAUGCUGAUGUUCCCCCAGAGUCAUUACCGAGAUGGAGCCGAUCCUUAACUGUCUCCAAUAAAGAUGCACACACACACUUCCUCACACACACACUUCCUCAGACACACACACUUCCUCAGACACACACACACACACACACACACUGCCUCCCCUCCGCUCACUCAGUGUGGAGGCAGGAUUAACCUGCUGGUAGCGGAGUAAAUCCAGCACUGCGCUGCCUCCGCCUCUCUGUCUCUGUGUCUGAGGGGGCCUGGUUAUCCCUUCACACAAGCUCCCCGUUCAAAGGGGCGGCCGCCGGGGAUUAAUGACGUGUUAAAGGGGCAACCAUGGGGGAUUUAGACGCAGCUUGCUGUAAGGACAGGAGAUUUAAGAACACGGACCAGUGGUUAGUGCUCAUUGAAGUAUGAUUAGUUAGACACUGAACCCUCCCAGCACACACAUACACCGGCGAUAGGCAGGUGCUAUAUUAUUUUCAUACAUAUACCCAGAGGAUGGUGAGGUAGUGAAAGGACAAUGACUUUGUUUCAUAGCAAAUAUACCUCUGUAACCCUGCUGACCUUUAGGACAACAGCAUAAACCAAAGGGAUCAUUGGUAUUGUGAAUGUAUGUCCUGUUUUAACUGUGUUUGAGUCUAAAGUCUUAUUUCUAAGCAUGUAAAGAGCUUUGGAUUUACAUAUAAGGACUGUAUUAUGAGCUAUAUAAUGAUACUUUCCUCGAGCAUUUAAAGUGUUUCAAGGUUUAAUUAGCACCUCAGUAUAUAAACUACAUUGAAAACACAUGAGACUUAGAUGCAUUUGAUCAACCUAGUAUAUGUGAUAAUGACAUCUCAGGUGGUAAAACAAGCUAUUUAUGUUUGUGAGGGUGACAGUGUAUGUGCUCCUUCAUUAAAGCUGCAGGAUGAAUACAUGUAAAACAGUCGAAGCGGUUGUUAAGUACGUAUACAUGUGUAUGUAGCAUAAUAGAUGAGCUGUUUUACAUGCAGCAGGAAGACCUGGUUGUGAAAGUUUCAGCUCUGAUUCGAGCCAAACAUAAACUUGUGUUGCUUAAACUCGUCAGCAGACAUAUUAAAGGAAUAGUUUGGGUCGUAGGUAUUUGGUAUUGUUGGUACAGCACCAGUUCCGUGAUGUAGAGAGGAGAACGUGCAGGAAAACUAACCGAUGAACUGCAGUGAACUGGCAACCUAAAGAAAAGUCCUGCUAUAUUUAGAAUAUUCUCACUGCUAUACCCUACCAGAUGGGCCUUUCCAACAGGAAACUGCAGCGUUAAUAUUGCUGGAUGCUCUCUUCAAACGUACUAGACUCUGUUGACAAAAACAGCAACUUUGCUGAGUAGAAUAUGGGAAUUGUUGGUCAACUGCUGUGAAACUUGAUGUUUUAACAUGCUGGUUCAGAUCUGAUUUUUUCUCCUCCGCGUCAGUGGUUGUAGGAUAUAUGGUAUAAUAUCUUUAGUCAGUAGCUCAGUGUCACUCAGGUGGACAUUGAACACACCUAUUUAGAGGUUUCAUCUGCUGUUUCAACAGAUACGAUUUAAUCACAAAUUUAAAACCUUAAAACAAUAGAAACAAAGAUGAUGCCUGAGCAAAAUUUCAGCUUGAGUUUAUCAAGCAAGACAGAGAGUUAAGCUAAAGGCUCUAUUUUAAUUUAGUGAAACAUGCCAGUGUCUGGGAGCCUUACAUCCUCCAGCCUGAGAGUUGGAGUUAAUGUUGUCAGUGUUUCAGCUGAGAUUUUCCAUAGAAUUCUAGAGUCCUGUUAGAAUACAAAGAAGCAGCUAACAGUCUGUCUGGGGAUGUACAGAAUUUGUUAAGCUCACGCUGCUGCUGCUGCUGUGAUUUGUGUAGAAAGUUGAAUGAGGGAUGGCUGAUAAUUUGUUACAUGUUCUUGUUGUGCAUUUCCACCUAAAUCACAAAUUCUGCACAUUUGAAUGUGACGUGACACCCACGGAGAAAACAAUGCAUUCUGGGCUUUAUGUUUUGCAGUUAAAGCUGAACAAAGGGUACAUAUGACCGGCGGUUUGUUUGUCAGUGCUGUGCUGUCAGAGGGUAACGGUGAGGGAGUAUAAUAUUAAAGAUAAGCAGAUACAGUUGACAGUGUGCGCGAGAGAGAGAAAGUGAAAAGGAGGGAGGGAGAUUAAGAGACAUACAUACAGGUACUGGGUGGGAUCAGUGCACUGAGCAAGAUGUUAAGGUCAGGUUUCCUCACCACCCAACUCCCCGCCGCAACUCAUGUACCUCCUCCUUUAUCCCCCCGUCCUCCUCCCCCGGUAAGCCACUCUGCAGCCUCCCUCCUCCCCUAUAACACACAUCCAGCUUGCUGCCCACCCACCCCUCAAAAUCCGCUCCUGUGCAAUCUCCUGUGCAUCAGCUGCCAAAUGAAGUUCCUCUUUAGAAAAAAAAAAAAAAAAAAAAGAAAAAACUUGGCUGUCGAAUCGUCUGAGGCAUCGUGCCUGGCGGCAAAGGCAGCCCUUGUGUUGAAGCCAAUAAUCCGGCGUCAGGGCUUCAGGUGCGCAGAGGGCCGUGAUUGACAGGACUCGAUAUGAGGCCCUCGCCUCACUUGACAUUUGGGUUUCAUAAGGUCUGGAACAAAAGGCAGGGGCAAAAUAAUCAGAGAGGGGCGCAGGCAAAUAAAUCUGUUUAUUCCUCCUCACCUGCCCCCCUCCCUCCCCUCGCCUCCCCCUGCUCGUCCACAUCAUGGUUCAAACCCUUCGGAUGAUGGGGAAGUAGGGGAGGGCAUGAUAUUACCUUUUCGGAAGCCUUAGUGGAUUCACGCACCACGACAGCAGGUCACUUUAGGCCCUGUGCUUACCUGAGAUAUUAGUUUGUAUGUGUGGUGGAGAGAGAUGUGUAUUUGAGUGGCUGAGGCGUUGUGUGUGUGUGCGUGUGUGCGUGUGCGUGUGCGUGUGUGCGUGUGUGUGUGUGUGUGUGUGUGUGUGUGUGUGCACAGUGCAGUGUAUGUAUGAAGGAGAAGCAGAGACAACAGAAAAGACAGAGAGACUCAGGCAGACGGACUGACGGGGAAAGAGGAUUGAUGUGGUGUCAUGUUGUGGAUAACCAUUCGGACGCCUGUGUGUGUGUUUGAGCAAGAAAAAAAAGGAAAGAUGUAGCAUGUAAGCAUUAUAGAAGUCCUCUUUUGUUAUACUAUAAGACAGAUGUGCACAUUUUCACUAAUCUGAUCCUGAAUUGCUGCAAUAAGUGAUGCUAAAUUAAGAAAAGAAAUACCAAAGUGCAGCACAAGAUGAUCAAGAUUUUUCCGGAUCAAGAUUUUUGAUGGGCUGCUGACCCAGCAACAGCGCUUUUCAUCUACCCACACUGAACAUCUACUCACUGCCACACUGUAUACGCUCAUUCCCUCAGAAUGAAUGGUAUCAGCUAGGACAGAAAGGGGAAGAGAGUCCUGGUUGUAAUAUUUCAAUUUACCGAGCAGUAGGUGCACUAAAUGGAUUGGGGCACUUGAAGGGGAGACAAAUAACGCAAAAAUGUGCUGCAAGUUGGUUCCGAUUGUGGUUCUUUUAAGUCAUUUUAUUGGCAGGGAGGUAUUUAUGAGCAGGUGCAGAAUAUAUAUUGUGUUGAAUCUGAGAUGCAGUGCUUAUAGUUUGAUCAAAAAGGAAAUUAUGCACAAGCUAUUGCACAAAACAUUGUAUUAUAAGCAACAGAGUUAUUAGAUGAGGGUUGACAUGAGGUCACAAAGGCCUUAGUUACAAUUUUGAAGUAUAUAAAAUUUACUUAAUUAUAGACUUUACAGUCUUUCUCAUUUCAGAGGAAAAUCUUUUGCUUUUUACUCCACUAGAUUUGAGUCUUCAGUUGCUUGUUAGUUUUUUGGUUAAGAUUUCACACAUUUGCAGAAAGAAAAGGAUGAAUUUAUUCAAUCAUACACUGUAAACUAUUAAGCAAGCCGACAGUACAUGAAGAAGCUAAAAACAGGAUUUAAAUGAUGCUUACUGGUCAUCAAUAAUAAUAAUAUGACAAUAUGAUAUAUUAUGCAGCGACAUAGUUGAUAUCAGACAUUCUGCUGCCAUUUGAGUAUUUUUAGUUUGAUAUUUUCAUUAUAUUUUGUGGCUAAUACAUCUGUAAUUGUAACCCUAAUCCUUGUAAUCUGUUAAUGCAGGGCUGUUACUUGUGAUUCUGCUACCUAGUUAAAAUAAAAUAGUCUAGAAAUCCAUUUCCCAUCAUGUCACUGACAGAAAAAAAGGGUUUGAUGAAGAGUUAACACAUGCAACCUACCUUUGGAAUAGUAAUAAUAAAUCAAAUGCAGGUGUUUACCUUAUUUCCUCUCCCCUCCUAUAUGAUUUACAUCUUAUGCAAGCAUUUGCAUCUUAUAGAACCUUUGAGAGAACUGCAUGGGAAUUUAAUUGCAGGGUUGUAAGUGCAAUCGGUGGACAUAAUAUCAGACUGUUUAAUAGGCGAUUCAAUUAAAAAAAAAACAGGAAGACACCUAGGGGCCAUAUGUUCGCUUGUGCCUGGAAGUCUGUAUGAAAAACACAUAAGUCAACAGAUAGUUUCCAGAUUAAUCCCUGUGACAUCCUUUUGUACCAGAUUCAGCCCCCACGUGGGGAGUCCGCAUAAAUUGGAUGCGAUUGGACACUUUGCGGGUGAUUGGCAGGAAGAUGCAGGGCAGUGUGUGCACCUUCUUCCCGCUAUUGGCUGCCUUUAAUGGGCGCUCCUCCUUCAGACCACACACCAUUGGCUCCGGGGGGCUUCGCGGAGCAGCCGGGAAGUUGUAGUUCUUUCCAGCGGACGCACAUCUGUAGGGCUUAUUAUCGACUAAUGUGAAUUAAACUACACGUCCCGACGUCACGGUAUGGGCUCCUGGUAAUUGUUGUUGAAUAUGUAAUUGCGCCCCGUACGACUGGUUGCUUCUAAAUUUGGCGUCGCAGGGGCAACGCGGCUCCAGUCGGUGAGGUUGCUUCGCUCCGUCGGUGCCGUGCGAGGAUGCGAACGGAGGCGAGUAGGAAAUAAAGCGAUAAACGAAGAGAGGAGCGGGGGACGCAGUGGAGAAGCUCAGCAGGGUCAUGAGUGCAAAAAAAAAAAGUUGAUGCUUUGUAGAGAAAAUCUGAGAAAAUUAAGGAUUCAUUGUUAGUUUCAGAGGGAGAUUAAGAUUUGUGCGCAUAGAAUAAGGUGAUUUUUUUAUUUUUGAGAAGGCUGAUGACAACUUUCAUCAUCACCCUGAAUGGACUUUUGAAUUACUAUCUUUGACCAGCCAAAGGUCCGAGGAUGUGUCCAGUUUUUACGGAACCUGCACGCAGCCUGCAAACCGGCCACUGACUGACCCUCUUUUUUUACGCACGGGUGGAAAAGAUCGCUCCUCGUUCGUUUUGUUUUCCUGCUCGUGUGGAUGAACUUUACAAUACAUUUUAAAUGAUUCGAGAUCUGAGCAAGAUGUACCCCCCGGCACGGCAUCCGGUAAGUAGAGAGCAGCAACAGUCAAGGCACUAUGUCAGAACAACGCAGAUUAACAGCAGCGCGCCUGGUGCGUAAUCAGUUUAGAUCAAGUUUCCGUGCCACUGCGCGCUCGCUCUGACAAUUGCGCUCAUUGUCAAACUGCUGCAGCUGUGUGUGUGUGUGUGUGUGUGUGUGUGUGUGUGUGUGUGUGUGUGUGUGUGUGUGUGUGUGUGUGUGUGUGUGUGUGUGUGUGUGUGUGUGUGUGUGUGUGUGUGUCUGCGUGUGUGCGUGGGUUUAAUGUGUUAAGGAGUGAAACCCAAAAGGCCAUCCGUAUCACAGAGGCCUAUUGUCAGCUGCAGUCCUGCCUGUGUGUGCGUGUCGUGACAGUGAACUUUGGUGGCUCAGUUCUUCCUCUCUUCCCCCCUUCGCACGCUGUUUUUUUUUUUUUUUUUUUUUUGGUUUUGUGUCGAGGUCCCUCACCAGCCGGGGCAGCCGUUCAAGUUCACUGUCACCGAGUCCUGCGACCGGAUCAAGGAGGAGUUCCAGUUCCUGCAAGCCCAGUAUCACAGGUGAGAGUGUGGAUGGAUGGAGCUGCGUAAAGACACCAGCUCAUCAGCCAGAUGACAAAAUACUGGUGAAGCUUUGGAUACAUGAUUAGAAAUUUGAUCUUUCUUGUAUUCCAGGUCCAUGUCAGAGCUGCAGCAUUUAGCCAAUAGUUGAUUAAUUGAUUAAUUUAUUGAUAUUAAAUGACUAUUACAUAAAAGAUGCCCCCAUUGGCUUAUUAAUUUUAAAAGUAGUGUAGAAGUAUUUUCUGAUUUUCGUAGCUCUUCUAUGCUUGUGGUCAAACAUUACAAGAAAUCUUUAAAGUCACCUUGGGCUUACAGUGGUAUUAUUGUACAGACAUGACAAAUGACUCAUGAAGAAAAUAAUCAAUAGAUCAAUUGGUCAUGGUGAUACUCACCGGUUGCAGGAUUAGUUCAUGUUAUGAAUACAAACCCUCAGAUUAGGUUUGGAAGAGGGUUGAGUUCUGUGAUCUGCACCAGUCAUGUAUGAAUCACACAGUAUGACAAAAAAAUUAGGGAUGAUGCAAUGGCAUGAAAUAGAAGACAGAAAAUUGAUUCAUGUUUAACAUCUGAUUGAGAAAUGAAGUUUGACGUAUGUGGAUCCAUCUGGAGAUGCCAUGAAAUCCUCAAACACCCCGCGUGGAGCUAACGAUCCCGGUUUGUCUCAGGUCCAUCUAUCACUGGUGACUAACCACAGGUAAACCCCAUCGACCUUGGUAUGCACGUCUCUCUCUGCGAGUGCAAGUGGUGUGAAAUACUUUUUUACCCGACAUGAUGAAGUGUGAAAUACAUUGCUCGGAGCAGAACCAUAAGCACGAUACCAAUGCAUAAUAAUCGGACACUCCUGGCCACCUUGUAAUUAUGACCCAAUCACCUGGUGAGAUGAACCAGCGGUCCACUUUGCUGGCCAAUCCUUGGGCUGAACGGGGCUGGAGGGAGGACGCUGUGCUGCAUGCUUAAUGCUGCAGCUGCUGGAUUAAACUGUUUCAUGGCAGUGAGGAGGAGGGAGGUGCUGAUUUGGUGAAAAAAACUGAGUAAGGGUGGGUCAGAUGUGUCAGAUAGAAGGGCUGAGAAUUACUGUCUUUGGAGUUUUUUAGAUUUUUAUGGAUGCCACUUUUCAUUUAGGUGGAAGUUAAAUGCAUGAUGAGACUUUUUUUUUUUAAGCUAAAAACUUGAAAAUUGAUCUUUUGGCUCAGUUGACACAACAACCUGGACGCCAUCAUUGUCAAGCUGAAGCUCCUAUUUCCAUAAAAGUUGUUUUUUUUAGUGGCAUUGAAGGUUUUCGUCCAAUAGUGCCUGAAUUUUUCAACUGACUCAAGCAUUUAAAUUUCAGUUACAUAAAAUAGCUCAUUUUUAUAAUAUAUUUGAAGUAUUUUUUUCUCUUGUCCCUGCAAAAGUUUCACAACACUAUACACCUGAUGAUUUUCUCAUAAAAAGAUGAACGAAAGCCUUAUGCAAUGAUGUAUCUGAGAUUUCCGGUAACGGACGACAUUUGAAAGAGUUAAGCUUUAGUGUAAAAUGGAUCCUCAUUAUAUGGUUGCUUUUUGUUGAUGGUGCAGUUUAGGCUUCCACUCACACUGUAAGAAUAUAUGAUGAGGUUUGUGUGGUCGUCCAUUGAUCCAUUAAUUACUGCACUGCACCUGCUGUGUAAGUGCCUGUGUCUGCAGGGGGAAAACUGCUGUGAUCCAAACAACUUCUUUUUUCUUUCUUUCUGUGUUGCACUCAAAUUUAGAAAUGCAAAUUUAAAGUGACAGGAUGCAGUGACUUGCACAGUGGCAUCUCCAGUUUCGGUUUGUUAAGUCUGAAGUUGGAAUGUGAGAAACUGGCCAGUGAGAAAACAGAGAUGCAGAGACACUAUGUGAUGUACUACGAAAUGUCAUACGGACUGAACAUCGAGAUGCACAAGCAGGCGGAGAUCGUCAAGCGGCUGAACGCAAUCUGCGCCCAAGUCAUCCCCUUCCUCUCUCAAGAGCAUCAGCAGCAGGUGGUGCAGGCAGUGGAGAGGGCCAAGCAGGUCACCAUGGCUGAACUCAACGCCAUCAUAGGACAGCAGCAGCUCCAAGCUCAGCACCUCUCCCACGGCCACGCCAUCCCCGUCCCGCUCACCCCUCAUCCAGCCGGCCUCCAGCCCCCUCUGCCCCCCGGGGCCAGCACUGCCAGCCUGCUGGCUCUGUCCUCUGCCCUGAGUCACCAGCUGCCGCUCAAAGACGACAGGAAACACCACGACAACAACAGUGAACACGCGAGAGACAGAGACUCAGUCAAGAGCUCAUCUGUGUCUCCAUCGGCCAGUUUCCGAACUGGAGAGAAGCACCGGAGUUCGAGCGAUUACUCCUCCGACAGCAAGAAACAGAAGACCGAUGAUAAGGAGUUGACCUCCACACGCUAUGAAAGUGAUGGAGAGAAGAGUGAUGAUAACCUGGUUGUUGAUGUCUCCAAUGAGGAUCCAGCGUCUCCUCGAGGAAGUCCCGCCCACUCGCCUCGGGAGAACGGAUUGGACAAGAGUCGCCUGCUGAAGAAAGAUGCGCCCCUGAGUCCUUCCUCCAUCGCCUCCUCCAGCAGCACACCUUCAUCCAAGUCCAAAGAGAUUAAUUUGAAUGAAAAGUCCACAACUCCAGUGUCCAAGUCCAGCACCCCGACGUCUCGCUCUGAAGCCCCGACACCCAGCAGCACCACCACCCCGAGCCUGAGGUCUGCACCCAGUAAACCGGCAGGAGUGGAGACGCUGGCUCCUGGUCUUCGCACACCGCUGGCAGUGCCCUGCUCGUACCCGGGUCCAUUCGGGAUGGUUCCUCACCCGGGUAUAAACGGGGAGCUCGGUGGAGCCGGAGCAGCCUACAGCGGCCUCCAUAACAUCUCCCCACAGAUGAGCGCAGUCGCUGCUGCUGCUGUGGCGGCUUACGGACGCACACAAGUGGUGGGAUUUGAUCCUCACCACCACAUACGUGUCCCUGGCCUCCCUCCCAACCUGUCGGGCAUUCCUGGUGGAAAACCAGCCUACUCCUUUCAUGUGAGCGCCGACGGACAGAUGCAGCCCGUGCCUUUUCCUCCGGAUGCGCUGAUUGGCCCCGGCAUCCCGCGCCACGCUCGGCAAAUCAAUACUCUGAGCCAUGGGGAGGUGGUGUGCGCUGUUACCAUCAGUAACCCGACGCGUCAUGUCUACACCGGCGGCAAGGGCUGUGUCAAGGUGUGGGACAUCAGUCACCCGGGCAACAAGACCCCUGUUUCCCAACUGGACUGCCUUAACAGAGAUAACUACAUCCGUUCCUGUCGGCUACUUCCGGAUGGACGGACUCUCAUUGUCGGAGGCGAGGCGAGUACUUUGUCCAUCUGGGAUUUGGCGACACCGACUCCUCGGAUCAAAGCCGAACUAACUUCAUCAGCGCCUGCUUGUUACGCUCUGGCCAUCAGCCCCGAUUCCAAAGUCUGCUUCUCCUGCUGCUCCGACGGAAACAUAGCUGUGUGGGAUCUUCACAACCAGACUCUGGUCAGGCAGUUCCAGGGCCACACUGAUGGAGCCAGCUGUAUCGACAUCUCUAAUGAUGGGACCAAGCUGUGGACUGGAGGUCUAGAUAACACCGUCCGGUCCUGGGACUUGAGGGAGGGACGACAACUCCAACAGCACGACUUCACCUCCCAGAUCUUCUCAUUGGGAUACUGUCCAACAGGCGAGUGGCUCGCAGUAGGGAUGGAGAACAGUAAUGUGGAGGUUCUGCAUGUCACCAAACCUGACAAGUACCAGCUCCACCUGCACGAAAGCUGCGUGCUGUCGCUCAGAUUUGCUCACUGUGGGAAGUGGUUUGUGAGCACAGGAAAAGACAAUCUGUUGAAUGCAUGGAGAACCCCAUAUGGAGCGAGCAUAUUCCAGUCAAAGGAGUCGUCCUCAGUGCUGAGCUGUGACAUCUCCAUAGAUGAUAAGUACAUUGUGACAGGCUCAGGAGAUAAGAAAGCAACUGUCUACGAGGUCAUCUACUAGGAGAGCUUUGGUCACUAAGCUGCAAGGCCAUCCUUCCAUCCAGGUCUGACGUCUCCAUCACCUAUGUACAAUUUUUAACGUGUAUAAAAAUCGAUUUGAAUGGAACAAACCAAACACUCUCUUGGACCGUGACCUUUCUUUGACCUACCCAGCUGGUCGUGGAACAAGUGGAACUAAGCACAGAGAUUUUUUGUUCUUUUAUUUUUAAGUGGCUUUUUUGGUAUUGUGAGGAUGAAUGAAUGUCCAUGUGCACUGAAUUUGAAGUGAAUGCUGCUGUCUAGAUAACAUUCCUUUAUGUAACAAUCGGUUGUAAGCCUCUGAUAUAUUUGCUUUUAUGCAACGUGAUGGUGCACAUUGGAUAAAAGUACAACAUUAUGCUUUGCGUGUACCUGAAAGCCUAAAAAGUAUUUGAACUAGCUAUCAGAUCAGGAUUUAAUCAUUCUUGAACAACUUCUGUAUGUCCCUCUAGAGAACAACUGCACAGAAUAUAUAAAAAUGAUCCUGUUAAUUAAGUGCUAAUGUACAGAUCACAGCAGAACAAGUGGCAGUAGUUUCCUGCUGACUUCUAUUGACUGACUGCCUGCAUCAUUUCUAUGCUGUUAAUUGCAACUUGCAGACAUCUUACAUUGAUUUUUAAAGAUACAGGAUGCACAGUAGUAGCAAUUAUGCAGAUGUGAAUGUUUUUUUUAAAGCAAAUAUAUCAGAGGCUUUAUUCAUGAACAAAGUUGAACUAUUUUUUUAUGUGUUCAUUCUUAAUUUGCCUUGUCCUCACAUGCAGUAUGUUAUUUCUUCAUACCACAUGUUCCUUUUUAAACUAUUAAGACAUUUUGUUUGUUUUGGAACAUUUGUCUUAAAAAGCCUUCCACGUGUGAAAAACAUCAAAAAUGAAUUUCAUUACUGAUGCAUGCUGAGUGGAGCUUUAUGCAGAACCCAUCCAGAAGGGGUUGCUUAAUAUUCUCCAAGGACUGACAAACAGAGGCUGAAUGCUUAACAAGAAUGGAAUUAUCCUUCAAACAGUAGACUGGAAUAGUUUGUUAAGAAACAUGCUUCUUUUUUUUUUUUUUUUUACAGGGAGAAUAACAAUCAAUAACACACAUUUCUAAGUGCUAAAUAAGAGGUUUGAGGCAGGAGGCAAUUAGAUUAGCUUAGCAUUAAGGCCAGUCACAGAGGUUGCUCUGUCCAGAAAUAAAACAUGCCUAAUAGAAGAUUGUUGUCCUGGUGAGGUUACCAGGCAACCAGGAGGAACUCUGGGAAGUCUCAAGUAAAACCGCAACUUGUCACAAUGUAAGCUGCACAGAUUAAACAAAUAAGAUUGUUAAAUAGUUAACUAUAUAAGUGCUGUGACGCAGAUAGAGGUUCUCUCCGUUUCCAGUCUUUAUGCUAAGCUAAGCUAACCAGCUGCUGCUUUUAGUUUCAUAUUUAACAGAGAGUGGUAUGAUCUUCUAAUUUAUAUCUCAGUAGGAAAGCAAAAAAAAAAAAUAAAAGAUAUUUCAAACAAUUUCUUCAAAUGCAGCUUGUGCUCAUUACCUCCAACAUUGAUUUUCUACCUGUGUUCCUUAAAUUAUUUUUUUAAUUUUUGGCAUUUUCUCAUGUAAUUCAACUUCUGCGUGAGCUCAGUGUGCAAAUGUGUGUGUGUGUGUGUGUGUGUGUGUGUGUGUGUGUGUGUGUGUGUGUGUGUGUGUGUGUGUGUUGUGUGUAUGUUUCGACCCCGUCUGAACCGAACAAGCUACACAGUUUGACCUCGGUGACCUCGCUACUGACUGACCUUUGCUCUUGGUUCUGUCCCUCAGUUCGGACUCCUCUGGAUGCUCGCUGGAUUCUGUCUGACAGAUUUCAGCAGAACUGAUUUAUCUGUGUUUGGAGGUCACCCACCCCUCAAUUUCCUGCUUGGAUUUUCUGUUAAGACUUUCGGGCAUUUAUCUGAAAAACAAGUGGACAGUGAUAUGGUCAUGAUUUCUCUCGGAUUUACUACUGCUGGCUUGUAGAAAUAACACAGUGCCUUUAUGCUGCUACGCUUCUGGCCCCACUUUGUCAUGCUGAGUGUUCGACGACACGCAGAGCUGAAAUGUGACAGACUCCUGUACUGGAGAGAUUUUUAAAAUUUGCUGUUUUUGAGUGUACAUCUUGCAACAUGUAAGGGUGAAUUUCUUAUAAAAACUCAGUUAUCGGCAAAGAAAGAAAUGGUAACCCCAGAUUAUCCAUUUUAGUGUCCACUUUGAAAUGAUCGGGACCAAAUUUAUCAUUAUUCUGACUGCUUUGCUGGAUACAUGCAUGUGAAAUAUAUAGUUUACUGCAGUUUUAGUUGGACUUUUCAGACCUAAUGAAGUCAAUCACAAGUGAAAGACUCAUUCUUUUUUUAAUAGACUUUUUGCAGUAUAUUUUUUUGCUUUGUAACAUUGUUCUUGUUGCUACUACAACUCUCCUGCAUAAUUCACACCCUUAUCACACUAAUUUACACAAAGACAUUCACAUGCAAAAACACAGUGUACCAAUAGUAGAAUUAGGAGGUUUAUGCUUCUCCUAGACAAUAAUCAUAUCAAUAUGUGUCCAAAUCUGAUGUCAAGUAUCAUUAAUUGUACAUUAAACAACAAUUCUAAAGGUUUUCACUAAACUUAGCUGCCAGGUGGCUCAUUUUUUGAACAAUAAUCAUUUUAAAUUGUGUGCCUAAACCGAAACUCUUCAUUUAGCCACUAUCAAUAAUUCCUGUUAGUUUAAAUUUCUUUCAGACCAGAUUUACAACUUAAAAUUUUAAUUCUAGACCUAUUGAGUCCAAAAAAUGGUGUUCAGGCAGCAGAAUAAGAAAGAAAAGCAUCUUUUCCAAACAAUGUGAAGGUUGAUGUAGCGCCUAGGCACGAAAUUGAAGCUCAUGGACAUGUUAUUGUCAUAUUACCAGAUGGAAUCACCUUUUUCCAUUAGAAAUAGAUGUGAUGUAGCCUAUUUCAAAGACUCCUCUUUUUUUUUUAAAAAAACUUUCUUUUAUAGUAGCCCCGUCUCGCAGUGAUGUCUAUUGUAAAAAUGACCAAAUUGACAAACCAAAAAUUCAGUUAAACCGUGUAUUUCCUUGGUUUAGUUUUCCAACUGAAAAAGAGAGAAGUGCUCAUGCUCAGCAUUAACCUGCCUGGGAUCCACCUUCCUGUCUUAUGUUUCUGUAAGGUCUUAAUACUUAAAUAUAGAUCUAAAGAACUGGUAGAAAAAAACUCAGUUUUUGAGAGCCUGGGAAAGUCUCCUGCAAGUAUUAACUCAUCUCAAAGUUUUUCUCAAAGCACCUCCUUAAGCUCUUUGCAGAAAAUCAAUAUACAUCAGAUCUGUUAAGUCUCGAUACCAUCUUGCACUGGAAAGAAAAGUGUUUUUUAAAGUUGAAGGUAAAGGAGAAGAAAACUAAAUAAUGGUCUUUUUAAAAUUUUCUUUGCAGUAUUUGCCGUUUUUGUUGAUUGUAACAAGACAGAGCUUUCAGAUUGUUGACUAGAGAUGUUUCUGUAAAUCGAUGACACAUACUGUAUACAAGCAUGUAUGUGACAGAGUGAACAAAGUGUCAUGAAAACUGCACUGGUGUGAAGGCAAAUGGAAGUUUUAUGGUGUCGUCACCUCUGCAGGAGAAAAGCUCUAUUGGGUUGAGACCAUAUGAAACAUAAUUUAGUGUUGUUACAGAUAUUUUUGUGAUUUUCCUGACAGCCACACACAGAGACGUUGUACAUUCUGAAAGACAGGUCUUAAUAGUGGUUUCUUUUUCACAGUGUUUGCCUUAUCCUGUGUUUUUUUUCUCUCUCUCUCCCUAAAUCUGAAGCAUUUCUGUUUGCUGCAGUCUGAUAAGCUUUCAAAUUAACACGACGAUUCAUUCACUCUGCUGCCAUCGACUGCUCUGCUGUGCUUUCUGCUCUGGCAUGAGUCACAACAAUCUGGUGACACCUUCUUGAACUGUAUCUACUCUGCAAUCUUCAUCUGGAAAAAUAGGAAACUACAACUCGCGCUCAUGUCAAACCUGAAUGUUACUCGUCUCAUCUGAUUGCUAGAUGGCUAACGUGACCCGACGCAGAAAUGAUGUUAUGUACAAUAACGAUGUGUAGAGCAUUUAGCUUGACUGAGCUCAUGAAGGUAUUAUAACUUCACUGUAAACAUGUAAUUAUUCGAGCUUACAGCAGAAAGAAACCUCCUGUUGCUAGUGGAGCUUUUUUCAUUCAAUACAAAAUGCCUUUGCUCUCUUUUUUCUAGUCUGUGGUUGAUUUUAUUAAAUUAUUGUGUGGAAGUA